GCUGACUCGCCGGCAAAUGAAAACAUUGAAUAAUCCCAAAGCAUGCUGAACUUAUCCGUGGUGCUGCGGGUGCAAUCCUCCCGGCAGACGGCUUCCUUUGCCACAGCGGCAGCGGUGAAGACGCAAAUAAAACCCCCAAAGGCGAAGCCAGCCAAGAACAAGCCAAGGAACCAGAGGGAUCAGGCCCUAAUCUCCUGCAGGAGAAGCCAGUUCGAUUUGACCCACUACGAGCGGGAGGAUGCCAAGUUCGGGAGCCUUUCGCUGGCCUCCAAGGGCUGGCUGCACAACAAGUCCAAGGGGGACUACUUCAUCCUCAAUGCCAGCGUGGGAGCAGAGGAAGUGCAGCAGGAAAUGCAGGCCAUCGAUGAGUUUCUCGAGGGCUCACAGCUGAAACUUCAUCCGCUCCUCCUGGAGAACCUGCGGGGUGAACUGGGCAUCAAGCUGGUGACUGGAAUACAAAAGCAGGGAAUGCCCAUUGUCCAUGGCAAGGAGCACUGCCUGAUUGCCGCUGAAACGGGGUGCGGGAAGACCCUCACUUAUCUACUGCCCAUUCUGGACAAGCUGCUCCAAAGGGAAGCUGCUCCGGAUCGAAAACUCAACACUCCCCGGGUCCUGAUCCUCACGCCUGGCCGGGAAUUGGCCACCCAGAUAGCUGGGGUGGCGGAGAAGCUCCUCCAGGGCUCUAAUCUCAAGGUGCAAUCUCUACUCGGCGGCAACACGAAGCAGCUGAUGAUGAAUCCGGAAUUCGAGGAGGUGGACGUACUGGUGGCCACCCUGGGGGCUCUCAGCAAACUGGUGACCACUGGAAUCUACCGCAUGGAGCAGGUUCGUCACCUGGUUCUCGACGAAGCGGACACUUUGCUGGACGACACAUUCACGGAUAAACUGACGUACUUCUUGAGGAGAUUUCCCUUCCACUUGCUGCAGAAGGAGGAUGCUGGCACCCAGCUGAUCCUGGCCUCGGCCACCAUGCCCACGAACACCAGGGAGAUCCUGCACAAAGUCAUCGAUGUAGACACCAUCCGCGAGGUGGUCAGUCCCCAUCUGCAUCGUUUAAUGCCCCAUGUGACGCAAAAGUUCCUAAGGAUGUCAAAGGCCGAUCGUCCCGCCACAAUCCUCUCGCUUGUCAAGCAGGAUCUCGUCAAGCGUCGCCCCCUGAUUGUGUUUAGCAACAAGUCCACCACCAGCGACUAUGUCUCCAUUUUCCUGAACAACAGCGGAGUGAACUGCCUGAAUCUGAACGGCGAUAUGCUGAUGAAGAUCCGCUUGGGUCGCUUUGAGCAGUUCCAGAACGGCAACUGCGACGUUCUCUCCACCACCGACGUGGGAAGUCGUGGACUGGACACCACGCGAGCCCGUCACGUGGUCAACUUUGACUUUCCCCUGCAUGUUUCGGACUACAUCCAUCGGUGUGGGAGGAUCGGACGGGUGGGCAACUUGGAAAAGGCGCUGGUCACGAACUUUAUAUCCUCUCGCCGGGAAAUCGACGUUGUCCAGCGGAUUGAGCAUGCCGCUCGAACGGGCGGACUGCUGCCGGAUGUGAAUGCCAACAUACGGAACAUCAUCAACAAGCGAAUUGUGGCCGAGAUGAAGGCGGCGGGAGUGCCGGUUCCGGUUUUGGGAUCAGGGAAUGGAUAUCCAAAUCAGGAGGAGGCCUUCUAGUCUUUAAAUGAUUCUUGUAAAUGAUCUUAAUAUUCUUUUCUUGAUAAGUGGAUAGCAGAUGGAAGUCUAAAGUAAAAGAGUAGUUUUAUUGA
Molecule: messenger RNA, 1754 nt
Organism: Drosophila takahashii
Lineage: Eukaryota; Metazoa; Arthropoda; Insecta; Diptera; Drosophilidae
Gene: Dbp21E2
Product: putative ATP-dependent RNA helicase Dbp21E2
Molecular function (GO): ATP binding; mRNA binding
Source: RefSeq, a predicted model, not a curated record